ACAGAUCGACUCUCGGGCACGGGCAGAGCAGGCAUGUCCAGGAGCUGAGCGCGUCGCUGAGGUUGGACGGAGAACUGUCGCCUUUUGUGAAGCUGGCCCUGGACAGGGCGCAGGAACGCCAGGAAGAGCACGCCGACGUGCCUCGCUUUCGGGAUGCGGCCCGUCCCGCCCCCGACCAUCCCGUGCACCGCCUCGCCGAUCUCGAACGAGGCAUGUUCGGGCACCUCAACGUGGACGUGGCCGGCCCCGCGAUGCCAUCCGCGACGUCCAGGAAGCGCCGGCGACAGAGACAGGCCGUCGACGGACAGAAGGCGCGGGAUGCGGCAGCCGGCUCCUCGGCCGGGGGUGGAGCACAGAGAGGAAGGGCGGACGGCGCGUCGCUGUGGGACGUCCGUGCCCCUGUCCCUGCGCCGCACAAGGUGCCGCCCGCCCCGAGCAGGCGCGGCGCCCCCGCUAUAGAGCGCCGCCCGCACGGCCCCGCACGCCCCCAGCAGUACACCGUUGUGGACGGGAAAAUCGUGAAGCUGGGAGGCGGUGCUGAUGCCGCGCGCCCCAGGACGCACGAGCCGUUAGACACCAAGCGCACCAAGGGGGAGGUAUUCGUCCCCACCGGGGAAGGCAUCCUGUCCGUCCAGGACUUGGAGAAGAACCGACUGUCCGUGGAGGAAAUCCGGCAGCUGCCGAGGUUCGCCUCGUACGAGGAAGGAUCUCCGUCUGCCGUGCUGUACGUGAAGAACCUGGACGGCGCCGUGACGGAGGACGACCUGGCCGCGGUGUUCGGGUGCUUCCGCGCGGAUGGCGGUCCCAGCCCCACCCUGCGCCUGUGUGGCGGCCGCAUGCGGGGGCAGGCCUUCGUCACUUUCACAACUGAAGCAGAGGCUGCGGCCGCACUACGGGCCACCAACGGGUACGUCCUCAGGGGGAAGCCCAUCAUCGUACAGUACGGCCGAAAGCAGGGGCCCUGACCAGAAUAUGCACGAGUUCAUGGCACGUAUGUAUUUUUAAUCAAAUAAAAAGACUGGUAGUUUAUAACAAAAGAAAA
Messenger RNA from Frankliniella occidentalis (western flower thrips), 1042 nucleotides. RefSeq lists its product as uncharacterized. Lineage: Eukaryota; Metazoa; Arthropoda; Insecta; Thysanoptera; Thripidae. The record is from RefSeq and is a predicted model, not a curated record. Gene Ontology annotation, molecular function: pre-mRNA intronic binding; U12 snRNA binding. Gene Ontology annotation, cellular component: U12-type spliceosomal complex. Gene Ontology annotation, biological process: mRNA splicing, via spliceosome. Bases 213 to 965 code for a protein of 250 amino acids. The transcript is spliced from 4 exons.